Molecule: messenger RNA, 1065 nt
Organism: Helobdella robusta
Lineage: Eukaryota; Metazoa; Annelida; Clitellata; Rhynchobdellida; Glossiphoniidae
Exons: 4
Coding region: 1-1065 (354 amino acids)
Source: RefSeq, a predicted model, not a curated record
AUGUCGGCAUUCAGCUGGAUAUUUUCAAGCACACAGACACGCAGGAACCGCUGCAACAAGCACGAAAUGUGGUUAGUUGCUAAAAACAGUUCCCUGCUGUCGCCUGAUCUGACGCUGAUCAUUUUGCAUAUUUCCUUAAGAAAUUUAAGGGUGUUGGGGUCCAUCGGGCCAAGAACCUCGAUGCAUAUUGGCAAGAAUUCCAUCGAGGGGAAGGCGUUCCCAUAUUUUUUCAUUUUCUCGUCCGCUGCCCUGGCCGCGGCCAAACCGCAUUCUUUACUUGUCAGGUUUACGUAUCGUUCGGCGAGGGUGCCAGGGACCGUAACAUCCCACGCCAAACAUCUGCCGGCUCUCCAAGGUAUUAGUGUGCAUCCAUCCGGGCGCCUACCAUCAUGCACAGAAAUGCCGGAUGGUUCCUUGAGAACCGGGAUUGAAGCCUUGGAGAAGAGCCGACAAAUAGGAGAUAGCAAAAAAACGUGGACUGCUCUGAACGAGUUAAAAAACGGAAAAGACAUAAAACCCGAUAGUAUACAAAAAUUAACAAAUGAAGAAAUUGAAAUACCUGACCCAGCAAAUGCUUUAAAUAACUAUUUUGUUCAAUUAGCACCGAAUUUACUGAAGCUCAUUCCACGGAAUUCUCACUGGAAGAAUUACUUCAAGACAUUUGUUUCCAACUCGUUUUUUUGUAGAUACGCAACGGCUGAUGAGAUCAUUGCAACAACAAAAUCUUUGAAACAAAAAACAUCAAGUGGCUACGAUGACAUACCAACAAAAAUUGUCGUCUCUACAUUCUACUGUUCAAUAAGAAUGAUAAACAGAGUAAAAUCAAUUUUGCCAAAAAACUGUUUGAAUCUUCUGUAUAAUUCCCUGUGCAUUCCGUUAAUAAACUACUGCAACAUUGUAUGGGCUUCAUCGUACCACACAUCAACCUUACCAAUAGAAAUAUUAAUCAAAAGAGCAGUGGUCACACUCGAUGAGUUUCUGAAAAGAACUCUACUGUGGUCAUCCUGUCUUCUUCCUAUUGAUAUAAAGGGGAGAGAAUUCUUUUUUUCUCUUUUUUUAGAUUAA